This is a messenger RNA of Panicum virgatum (switchgrass), 309 nucleotides long. Its product is annotated as defensin J1-2-like. The record is from RefSeq and is a predicted model, not a curated record. Gene Ontology annotation, biological process: defense response. Lineage: Eukaryota; Viridiplantae; Streptophyta; Magnoliopsida; Poales; Poaceae. Bases 1 to 309 code for a protein of 102 amino acids. The transcript is spliced from 3 exons.
AUGAAUGGGAAGAUCGCAACGACAACUGCUGUCCUGUGCUUGCUCCUCAUGACCUGUGGUGCGGAGGCCAUGUUGUGCAGAACGCCAAGCACGAUCUUCAAAGGGAUUUGCAGGCAGAAUAGGAAUUGCGCCAACAUCUGCGUCUCAGAGGGUAGAAGCGGCGGAUACUGUAAAGGACUUCCGAUGCGCAAGCGGUGCAUGUGCACUUUUGACUGCAGCAGCGGCGGAGGCGACGUAGUGACAAAGGCGGUGGUGGCGGUGGCGGUGGAGGAGGUGGUAGCGGCAGCGGUGGAGCGACGGUGGCACUAA